CCGAACGUGGUAGCAACGCGACAAAGAAGAAAUAACCGCAGCAAAAGUACAAAUUGAAAAUAAACAAAUUUAAAAAUUAAAAAUCUAAUAAAAUAGUAACUCAAUUAAAAGUGCCUGCAAAAAGUGAUUACCUACACCUAUACUGAUUAGUAGUAGAUGAACUGAGUAAAUUGAAAGCAAAGCGACUAACAGCAGAGACCCUAAAUGGUUAUCAGCAGUCUAGAAGUUUUGCAGCGCCCACUUGCACUUGCACUUGCACGCACACACACACACACACUGGCGCACACGAUCGCACAAUCGCACACCCGCGCGCGCAUUGAAGCGGUGAAUUAAUUGUUGACUUUCAUUUCAUCGAUUGCCAGCAGCAGCAGCAGCAGCACAUCCACUCUGUAAGCUUUGUGCAGAAAACAAUCUUCGCGCCACGUAUAUGUACUCGUAGAUAUCUAUUGAACCCACCCAUUGGACAUUUGUUAGUGAUUUUGCAACGCUUUAAUUGCCAACAAGUGCUAUUGUGAUUUCUGCUAAACAGCACCAAUUUAAAGAAAUAAAUAAUAAAAAAAAAAAAAAUUAUAAAAAAAUUUGGCGCACACAUUUCGCAUUGCGAAAGCAUACCCAUUUUACAGUCGAUAUAAAUACAUAAAAGCACCACCACUUGAAUACAAUUAAAUAUAAAAAUGGAGGAGAAACGUGAUAUUCCCAAAAUCAUUGGCGUCAGCGAUGUCACACACAAACGUAUAUGGCGUGCGCUGAUUGGCGAAUUUUUAGGUACCUUCUUUCUGGUUGCCAUCGGUGUUGGCAGUUGCACUGGCUGGGGAACGUAUACGCCAUCGGUGCCGCAAAUUGCCUUCUGCUUCGGUUUGGUGGUUGCCACAAUGGCGCUG
Rhagoletis zephyria (snowberry fruit fly) is the source of this 881-nucleotide messenger RNA. RefSeq names its product aquaporin AQPAn.G-like. Gene Ontology annotation, cellular component: membrane. Gene Ontology annotation, biological process: transmembrane transport. Gene Ontology annotation, molecular function: channel activity. The record is from RefSeq and is a predicted model, not a curated record. Lineage: Eukaryota; Metazoa; Arthropoda; Insecta; Diptera; Tephritidae.